GUAACAGGUUCCUCAGAAUCUUGGGUGUUCCAUAGAGGCCUUGGAGCUCGUCAGAUACAGGCAGAUUAAAAAAAGUACAUUAAGACAGAAUUUAAAAACCAUAGAUUGACUAAUAGCGAUCCAAAGACCAGUAUACAUCUAACCACCUUUUUGUUUAUUUUAAAAUGUGUUUCCUUCACGGUCUUUUUUGUGGCUCGCCCUACGCAGUUUGUGUACUUGUUGAGAGCUUUAUCUGUCUUUGACACUGUUUUUGCUGAACUCGGUUUUUCCGAGACCCUUUCUCCUCAGAGGCUCAGUUUCACCUUGCCAUCUGCAGUCGGCCAGUUUCUGUGGCAGAAGAGGCCACAUCUACUUCCUGUGGGCCGCCUGGGCAGAAGCAUGCAGUGGUGUCUCCUCCUGAUCUGGGCCCAGGGGCUGGGGCAGGCUCCCCUCCCAGCCUCAGGAGCUGUGACAGGAAGAAUAGUCACAAUGGGGAACAUUUCUGCAGAGGUAGGUGGCUCUGUCACCUUACAGUGUCAGCUCUCCUCCACCACUGCCAAGGUGACUCAGGUCAACUGGGAGCAUCAGCAACGAGUGCUGGCCGUUCAUCACGCCAACUUGGGGUGGCACAUCUACCCAGCCUUCCAGGAGCGAGCGGCCCCAGGCCCCGACCUGGGCCUCACCCUCCAGUCACUGACCGUGAAUGACACAGGGAGCUACUUCUGCAUCUAUCACACCUACCCUGACGGGAUCUACAAAGGGAUGGUCUUUCUGGAGGUCCUUCAAGUUGCUGACCACGGCUUUGGAUUCCGGAUCCCAUGGCUUGGGGCCAUGGUCACAGUGCUGGUGGUCGUCUGCACAGUGGUCAUCAUUGUGGUCACACUGGCCAGAAAGAAAUCUCUCAGAAUCCAUUCCAUGGAAAGUGGCCUCGGGAGAAUGGCGUCUGCACAGGAGGAACGGCGCCCGGGCUUGCCGCCGCCCCCUGCAAGCGGUGUCCAGGCGGAAGCUGUGCCUGCUGGCCUCUGCGGAGAGCAGAUGGAUGAUGACUACGCCGAGCCCCACGACUACUUCAACGUCCUGAGCUACAGAAGCCUCGGGAGCUUCAGCUUCCCAGCACAGACCGGCAUGGGAACUGAGAGAGAAUGUGAAGCAAGGCUGUCGUUUGCCAACCGUUAAAAUAGAGCACCGCCCUGCUGCCCAAGGACAAACCAGGCAGAUUGAGCAAGAAGACAACACAGCUCCUCCUCCUCCUUGGAUUUUGGUUUUUAUUUUUCUCAUUUCUCUACCAAGCAGGUAGGUAGUUAGAAGCAAUGAGCUAAAAUCUGUCCAGAGAGCCAAAUCCUUUGGAAAAAAGUUAGAUAGAUAACAACAUAAAUGCUGUUAUUUUCCAGGGCAAUUCACAGCAUUUUUCUUGCAAAACUGGUGCAAAGUGGUUGGGCGUAGAACACAAUCCAUGAAUUGGAAAUGAACUAAAAUGGAAUGACAGAAAGGGAGUGAUGAGUUGGUUUGGAGGAGAUAUGUAAUGGGCCAGGGCUGGGUGGAGAGCUGGGUGUUGUUUAACAUGAUUAUGGCAACAGGGAAACAUUUACAAACACCAUUUGGAUGGUGAUAAAAUACAGAAGGACCCAUGGAUGUUGUAAAUGGGUCAGUUCACUAAAAUGAGAUCAAAUUAGAAAAUACAUUUUAAGGUGGAAUUCAUUGAACUAGUGGAAUUUAAAGUGGACUUCCUUGGAGAACCAGACAAGAUAAUCCACGAACAGCCAGAAUCCUGGAGACAUGUGCUGUCCAGAAUGGUAGCCACCCUCCACGUGUAGCUAUGAGCAGAUGAGAUGUGGUUAGUGCUGUAAAUGUAACUGAGGUGUGCUGUGCUGUAAAUGUAAAGUGCAUACCAGAUUUUGAAGACGUAAUGUGAAUGAUAAGAAUAUAAAUUAUCACACUGGUAAUUUAAAAAUAUUGACUAUGUGUUGAAAUGAUAGUAUUUUGGAUAUACUGAGUUAAAUAAAAUAUAUUAUUAAUAUAAUUUCA
Manis pentadactyla (Chinese pangolin) is the source of this 2004-nucleotide messenger RNA. RefSeq names its product T cell immunoreceptor with Ig and ITIM domains (gene TIGIT). Gene Ontology annotation, biological process: negative regulation of T cell activation; negative regulation of interleukin-12 production; positive regulation of interleukin-10 production. The coding region runs from base 379 to 1155 and encodes 258 amino acids. Gene Ontology annotation, cellular component: cell surface. The transcript is spliced from 5 exons. Lineage: Eukaryota; Metazoa; Chordata; Mammalia; Pholidota; Manidae. The record is from RefSeq and is a predicted model, not a curated record. Gene Ontology annotation, molecular function: signaling receptor binding.